This is a messenger RNA of Trichoderma aggressivum f. europaeum, 687 nucleotides long. RefSeq lists its product as uncharacterized. The transcript has a single exon. The record is from RefSeq and is a predicted model, not a curated record. Bases 1 to 687 code for a protein of 228 amino acids. NCBI's taxonomy places the organism in Eukaryota, Fungi, Ascomycota, Sordariomycetes, Hypocreales, Hypocreaceae.
AUGUCGCGGCCGUUGCAACACUACGUCUUUCAACAACCCAUGAUGAUUUCUAUGCCAGCGCCGCAGUUUGUAGCGGUACAGCAGCAGCAACAUCAUAUCACGCCCGUCGUUCCUCUUUCUACGAUGAUGAUCAUGCCUCCCCCCGUCGCCGUCAUGCCCAUGUCGUUGCCUCUGACAAUGUCCAUCUUGCCGCCGGGAGUCCCGAGCCCGCUGAGUACAGGCUUCAAGGUUGUUUACUUUGGAUACGCCGCCACCGAAAGCCGUCAGCCUUGGUGCGCAAUCCACGCGUCCUGGGUGAACAUUGUGCCCAGCCGUGACGGACUACUGGCGGCCAUUGCGUCGUGGACCGGACUCCACGGCCUGGCGAUCCGGCACGCGGGGGGGAGAAUCGACGCCGCCAAGGUGAAGCUGUACGUGAUGCCGCGGGCAAGUUCGGGCAGAGACGGGGGGCUUCACGGGAUGCGGAUCGUGCCGGGGGAGGGGCUGGUGUUGCCGGCGGAUGUGGUGAAGGUGGUGACGCUGGAUGUUGAUGAGAAGGACUGGGAGGAGGCGGUAAGGGAUAUCAAGAGGGAAGGGUAUGAGGCGCUUGUUGCGGUGGACAUGAGCGUGAGUGCUCCUGGUGGUGAUGCGGUUGUGACUCCAGCUCCUGCUGCUGCUGCUGCUGCUGCUGCAACAACCACAGGCUGA